AUGCCACCAAGUCAAUCACAGCCAGAGUAUCGUGUAUUGACGCUGUGGCUGCUACGGAGGACUGAGGAAAAGGACUGUAUCGUUAGUGGCGAAGAUUUGCCUGCUCAGCCCGACUGUGCAGUUAUAACUGGACGGAUUGAUCCAGCCAUUUUUUACUCAAGAAUUAGAACCAGGCAGCUUUGUAGAGAAAAUACAGGAAGUUUGCCCAUUGAGCAAGAUAAUGGGUUGAGUGAUGAAUUUUCACAUGAGGAUGAAGAGGACACGGAGGAUGUUGAGUUUAGAUUACCUGACACAGGUGACAUUGAUUUAGAUUUGCCAAAUGAACGUACUGAAGUUGUCGUGAUGGAAGACAGGAUUGGAAACGAGAGUAUCACUGAAGAGAACAGUGUGGUCAUUGAAGUUCCAACUGGUAAUUUAGAGGUUAUUCAGGAUCAGUCUACCCUUCCAUCAACUUCCUCAAGAACUAGGAGAACUACUCAAGCUUCCCAGCCCUCAAGACGAGUUCUCUGGACUAUGAAAACAGACAGCUCCCCUUCACCAGUGCCAGCUUUCAUCCCUAAUGAUGAUGAAGCCUCAAACACCUAUGACCCAGAUGUAUAUUUAGGACACCCGAUAUGGUACUUCAGGAAGUUUUUCACUCCAGGUAUCUUAGAUGAAAUAGGUCAUCAAAGUAAUUUGUAUGCAACACAAAGAGAUGUGAACAAGCCACUUAAUCUUAGUAGGGGGGAAUUUGAACAAUGGCGGGGAUUACUUAUUCAUUUCACUAUAAUUAGAACUCCUCAAACACGACUCCAUUGUUCUGGGGAAUUGUUUGGCAGGUACAGAGAUUACACUGCUAUGGUCAUGAGUAGAUCUAGAUGGGAGACUAUAAAAUCAAACCUACAUCUUCGGGAUAAUAAUGAUGAGGUAAACAAUGAUAAGCUUUUCAAGGUAAGACCAUUGAUAGAUCAUUUGAGAAAUAAGUUCCAGGAACUUCCAAUGAAACAGAAUAUCUGUAUCGACGAGCAGAUGGUGCCUUUCAAAGGAAAGCAUAGCAUGAAACAGUACCUACCUAUGAAGCUCAAAAAGUGGGGAUUCAAGCUCUUUGUACUUGCAGACAGUGGGCGUCUUAUUCAUGAUUUCAUUCCUUAUACAAGGUCCAUUCAGCCUGUGAAUAAAGAAGGUAUUCCAGACCUUGGUGCAUCUUCCAACAUAGUCUUGCACUUGGCUGAGACAAUACAGAGUAACAGGAAUCACCAUCUCUAUUUUGACAAUUGGUUUACAUCUGUUCCACUUAUAAAACACCUGGCUGAAAGAGGUAUCUGGUGCUGUGGAACGGUAAGGCCAUGUCGGCUUCCAGGGCUAAAGUUAGUAUUAGAUACUGUCCUAAAGAAGAAAGGUAGAGGCACAUUUGAGGAAUGA
This is a messenger RNA of Macrobrachium nipponense, 1401 nucleotides long. RefSeq names its product piggyBac transposable element-derived protein 3-like. NCBI's taxonomy places the organism in Eukaryota, Metazoa, Arthropoda, Malacostraca, Decapoda, Palaemonidae. The transcript has 3 exons. The record is from RefSeq and is a predicted model, not a curated record. Bases 1 to 1401 code for a protein of 466 amino acids.